Messenger RNA from Girardinichthys multiradiatus, 2428 nucleotides. RefSeq names its product PILR alpha associated neural protein (gene pianp). The record is from RefSeq and is a predicted model, not a curated record. Lineage: Eukaryota; Metazoa; Chordata; Actinopteri; Cyprinodontiformes; Goodeidae. The coding region runs from base 396 to 1061 and encodes 221 amino acids. The transcript is spliced from 6 exons. Gene Ontology annotation, biological process: regulation of immune response. Gene Ontology annotation, cellular component: membrane.
GGUGUCCUUGCUGCUUUUCUAAACACCACGAAGAGUUUUUUUUAUUUGUUAAUUUUAGUUUUUUAACUUCUCACCUCCACAAUUAUCUCAUUGAUGUCACCAGUUGUAUCAUUUCUGUUCAUUCCCUUUCCUCUGCGUCCGUUUAAUAAAAAAAGAAACAUAAUUAGCAUUUAAAUCUCUUUCCUACAGUCUGUUGCCCUCCUCUACAUCGUUCUCUCUCCCCUCUCUGACUCUAGCAGACUCUACAUGUCUCAGUCACUAAGGCAACCGAUGCUUUUUUUUCUUCCUCACUUGCUUUCUGUAUCCCCCCCUCUCGCCUCCCUCUCUCUCAUUCCCUCUCGCCGCUGCCAGAGAGAUGAUCGGAGAAGAAGAGUCUCUGUGAACAGAGCGAAGCGAUGGAGAGAUGCUCCAUCUCUCCUGUCACACGAUUCGCUGCCCUCAUCUGCCUCCUCCUGACUGCCUUGCUCACACAGCCCUCCACCUGUAAAAGCGAAGAGGACGAGGAGCAGGUGGACUCCCUGUCUGUACAGCUCUCCGUCAACUCCCAGGUCACGCCCACCCCGCUGUGGGCGGUGGUUUGGGGUCCCACGCAGCAGCUGGAUGAGGAUGCCACCUAUCACUUGCUCUCCAGCCAGGAAACCGACCAACUGCACCUCCACAGGAGCCAGCAGGAGGUCAGCACCGUCACACCUGGGGAUUGGGUCUAUCACGAUUCAAGCGUGCAGCCGCAGGAGAAGGCGUCCUUGGAGUCCAGGAACCGGGAGAGAGAAGAGGAUGGAGGGACGGAGGCGGAGGAGACCGAACCAGAAGAAGUGGACCCUCAGUUCUACGUCACCGUGACCAUCUCCUCGGUGCUCAUCCUGACAGCCGUCAUCAUCACAGCCAAACUCUGUUACGAUCGCAGCUGUUCCCAGCAUCCACCCCCGCUUUCCCGUGGUGUGGCCCCCCCGCUGUCCCUGGCGCUCCCCCGCUCCCUUGCUUCGGAGGACAGCAGGCAGACGCUGCACAGCACAUCCUCCUCCUUCACUGACAGGGAGAGGAUCCCAGUUGUGAACCUGUGAGGUGACUGUUUCUGUCCAUACGAUGAACAUUUCCUCCAGGCUCCCGAGCAGCAACGUCAACAGGAACUGGGGGGCGAGCCCACAGCUGUUUUAUUUCGCUCUCCAACUGUGAAACAAAUUCAGGGAUCCCAGGUAUCCAGCCAUCACAAAAGCUCCUCGGCUCCCCUGAGGUCUAAGAAAAAUCCAAGCUCCUCCGACUCGCUCCCUUCCUCUACUUCUUCCUGCUCAGUGUAAAAAUUUAUUUUCAUGUGCAUCACUGUGACCCUGUUUUUGCGCUGUUUGUAUGGCCCCAAGCCAUGCCAAGCUACCCAGCGGCUCUGCGCCUCAGCCUGCCGUGACUAAUUCACCAACAAGCAGUUUAACAGCCAUGCAGCAUCCUUUUACCCCCCCUCCGUCCACCUCUGAGAUGACCCUACACGUGCUUCCUCAGCCAGCCAUUCAGCUGCUCGCUAUCAACACCAACCCAGCACACUCUUCUUGCCGUGAAACGACACGUGGAUCCAGUUCUGUUCAGCAGGCUUGUAAAAUGGUUAACAAAAAGCCAUGCUCAGCAUCUCCAAGAGUUUUUCUCAAAGCUGUUUGGCUGUAGCCAACAGGCAAUGUGUUUAACAUGUCACGCUCCAAAAACUGAUGUUUAUUCUCCCGCUUUGGGUGCCUGAAAUGCAAAUAGUGGGGGACACUGUUCUCUGCAGAUGUAGCCGAGUGUUUUCUUUUGGUCUUUUCCUCAUGAUUUGUUUCCCUAAUUAUUUGGCUGACGUUCACCUCUUUGUCAAACCUUCGCAGGCACGCUUUGUUCCUGUUGGACUGGUGUUAGAAAUGUGUUAUUAAACAGAGUACUUCCAGUGGUGGAGAUAAAAUAUUCAGAACAUGAAUGGACAGAGCAAAAAUGCUGCUGGAAAUGCAAAACAAAGGACAGAUUUACUUUUCCAUGCAAACGAGUGGGCGACCUGGGAUCCUCAGACUAAUCCUGGUGUAUGAUUUUCGUUUAAGCUUCCUUGUCUCUGACAGCUUUGUAUCUCAAUUUGGAAAGCAAAACCUCCGUCAUCAUCAAAUAUCAUCAAAAAAGAAGAAUCACAUCUGCAUCACCAAUGAAUCGGCAUGAAAACAUGAGAACUGCUUAUUAUAAAUUAUACCUAUUUUACCUAUCAGAGGGUUUUCAAAGACACAUUUCAGUUUUUGGUAACUUUUCUUAAGCAGCUUUGAGACAUGAAUCCCACUCAGAACAUUUCCACUACAGAUAUUGUACUGGUGGCAUCAUGGUAGCUCGUGCAACACUUCAGAUAUCCAGUCUUGUGGUUGUUCGUAGCAUUCUUGUAUAAAUUUGGUCUUUCUGCUCAACGUAACUUGAAUAAAAACUCAACACUGGC